CGUGGCGACCACCCCAUCACCACAAGUGCAUGCAAGUUCGAAUUGUGUCGUGAGUGCAAACUAUGUGAGAACGUUCAAAACUGUGUUGGUGCUGAAUAAAAACUGUUAAAAUGAAAAUCGUACUGCAAACGAUACGGAUACUAGUCAUUAUACAAAUCAUCAGAAAGGCCCGCUGUCAAGAUGGAUUUAGUAAUCAAGAUUUAUUACGCCUACAUGCUAUGGUUACCAACGAAGGGCAAGGCGAAUCCAUCCCCAAUUAUAACACCAAUGGUAUACAGAGAGAUCCAAAUACCCAAUCUGGGAACUCGGUGAAUGUUCCUUACCAUACAGAAGAUCAAGCUGUAAAUGAGGAGUACAAUAGAGCUGAUCGCGCCCGAAGUAGGAAAGUGUAUCAUAUAAAAAAUCCAUUCCAGAAUCAGGACAGUGAAAUACACGAGGUAAAUACUGAGACGCAAGACAGCGGCACCGCAGCUAGUAGCCAGUAUGCAGCCAUGCAGUAUUCGCUACCGCCCGAAGAAUUUCUUCAACAAAUGAGAGAAAAUCAAUACUACCAACAACAACAACAACAACAGUUGUCUACCCCAGCUCCAAACACGGGGUACACAGCAACACCCCAGCCUUCUUACCAAUAUUCGACUAUUUCCCCUAAUUACGAUAAUAAUAAUCAGAUAUCCAAUCAAAUACCGCAACUUGAACCUAAAACAUCCAAUAAUCCAUCUUAUUACCAAAAUACUAACUCUUAUCAAUAUGGCAGUAAUUCAUAUUUAGACGGUGUUCAAAGUUCACCGUCUCCUGUACAUCCUCAUUUAUCGAGUUCACUUCCUAAUAAUCAGUUUGUGAGUACACAAUCUAGUGCUUACAUUUCUAGUGCAUCUCCGAUAUUUCUGUCUAGUCCUCCAAAUUUACAACAUUAUAUUUCAUCACCAAUGACGGAUGUUCAAACAGGAUCGUCUGAUUAUAGUAACAGAGUAUCAACUGUUGGUUCCUUUAGUUAUGACAACAAUAAAGUUUCAGCAAAUCCUUAUGAGAGCUCUGGAAUAAAAUAUCCGAUGAAUGUACAGCAAUAUCAAAGUGAACAAUCAUAUUCCACUCCGAAUCCAUCGUCAUCACCUUAUUCUGAAUUAACUCCGGAUUCUUGGCAUAGUUCAAAUUCUGCUGUAAAUACUUUAUCGAAAUCUAUGCAAGAUAUGUCAUUAACGCAAUAUCAGAAUUAUCCCUACAACAAUAACCAACAAGAAAUGAGAUCAGAUUCCGAAAGAACUGAAAAUAUGAAUGGUGAAACACAUCGUAUUGGUAAUAUGCCAGCAGCUAAUACUAUGUUUAUGAAUGUGGUACCUCCAGAAUAUCAGUUAAAUAAUUUAAGAGCUCGAACUAGGGACGCAGAACAAGAAACAGCCCAAAGCUCCAUUUAUUCUCACGGAGAUUUUGGAUGGAAGCUCGCUAAUAAAAAAAUACCAGAUAGCUAUACGUCUGGCACUUAUGGUAGACUUCAGUUUCCUUUGCAGCCUACACCCGGUUCGGCGAUAAGUCAAAUGAGUUUUCAUAUGGACACAGGUAAGCCUAAUACCUACGAAGCUGUAAAGUCUGCAUCUGAAAAUUUAGAAGCACAAGAAUUUGCAAAAGCAGCUGCAAAAGCUCAAGAAAGACAACAGCAGCAACAACAAUUCUAUGGUAAUAACUUACAAACUUAUUACAAUAACAACCAUUUAUUAGGCACUAUUACACCUGGACCUCUUUAUGCUAAUAAUGAUAAGCUAAGGAAUAAGCACGGCGAAAACUCAAAUCUCUAUGCUUAUAGCAAUAUUCAAACUGAUUUAAUUACUGCAUCGCCUUAUUAUUAUGCAAAUUCAAAGGAGAAUAACAUAGACCUGAAAACCAAACAACCAUUUGACCAUGAUAAAGCUUUAAAAAAUAUUGUACCAAUUGAUGUAUCAAAUGUAGUUUCAGAUUCCCAAUCGAAGUCUGUUGCGGAUAAUAAUAAUAGACAAAAUAUAAACAAUUUUGGUAAAGAUAGCCAACUUGAACAAAAUUUAAAACAAUACUACAGAUCAAUUACUGAUGCAUAUUACAAAGACAAAAAUUCUAUUUACGGUUUUAAUAUUAAAACAAAACCAGAAGAUCUUAUAACAAACGAAAAUAAACAUUUAGAUCUCAAUAGUUUUUAUGCCAAACAGCAACAAUUCCAAGAGCCUACUUAUAAUCAAGGAAGUACGUCAGAGAAUAAACGUUACAUAGAUGGAUCAUUGAAUUCGCCAAAUAGUCAUUUUUCAGAAAACUCUCAAUCAUCUCUAAAUAUUCAGCAACAGCGUCCACUAAAUUCAAUUACAUCUGAUGUCUCAAAUAUAUUCAAAUUAAAUGAUAUUCCCUAUAGAUUUUCAUCUGGUUUACCUGAUGGUGUUAAUAACAAUAAUUUCGAACAAGCAGUAAUACCUACACCAUUACCAAUGAGAAUUAAUCAAAAUGUAGGAAGUCAUCAAUUGGACGUAGCGACAAAUAUACUUAAUAAAUUAAUUUUAAACAAGCAACCUUCAGUUAAACUUAAUAGACCCGAACUGGAUCCACAAGGUGCCAAUUUGCUAUCUACAAUUAAUGGUUUCAAAGUAGCAAAUCCGUUUAAUGUUGAUUUGAAGUUAGUAGCAGAAAUGUUAAAAGGAAAGCCAGCUCUUGAUGAAACUCAGAUAUUACCUUUAAGAGAUCAAUUUAGUAAAACUGUACCGCUCAAGUUAGAUAUAUCACAAUUACAUCAACUUCUAUUAAAAAAUGAUAAUAACGCCAAUUAUGGUUCAUUAAAUGAAGGCCUUGGUGCAUUUGCUAAUCCAUAUAUAGACAUUUACAAUUCUGGUCGGUUUCCGUAUCAAGGUGUGAAAUACUCUCGCAGUCAAGAAGAAGAGGAAAGCAUCAUUCCUAUAGCAGACUCUUCAAAUAAUCAUCCGAUAGGAGCUGUUAUUGAACAAAUAGAUGACAUGUCAAGUGAUCGUGAAGCGAGUACAUUGUCAGAUACAGCUGUGAUAACAAAUUUGGAAGAUAGACCAAAAAAUAUAUUUAAUCCAGGCUCCAGAAUAGGCCAUAGGCAUCCAAACUCACUUGUUCCAGGGCGUCAUUCGUAUCAAAGAAAGUAUCCCAAAUCUAAUAUUAACGAACCGUAUCCUUUACUAAAACCUCCACCUCAGUCUAGAAAUAGAGGUGGUCGCAGUAAAUAUAGUAAACAGUUACGCAGGCGACGUGUUAACAAAACAUUAAAUCCGCGGAUUAUGAAAACUGAGCCAUUAUUCGAGGCUGACGCUGAUAUUGAGGAUGAUAACGUAUCAACUGUAUUGAGACCACCUAAUCCAAUUUCAGAGGCAAAAAUUGAAGAAAAGAAUGAUGAAGAUGAAUAAAAUUAUUUAGUAACUUAUUAUGAAGCCUCUAGAAAUUAUAUCCCCUAUAUUAACCAACACGAACUGGACUAACACUUUUAGCUCAGUCAUCACUGGUGGUUCAAAAUGUUAAAUUCAUCAAAGAAGUUGUAAAUAUUCUAUUUUUUCCAAAUUUCUAAGUCGUAUUCAUGUAUAGAAACGAAAUAUAGAAAUUUAUAGAUAGAAUAGUAAGUAAAAUUUGGGACCUGGUUAAAAUAUCGUAUAUUAAAUAAGCUGCAUGCUAUUCGGUACAACCUAUAUUUGUAUUCGUAUGAAAAGCAAAUGAAAGUUUAUGACGUUCUAAAUUGGACUGCCUUAAAUUUCUAUAAUUCUACUGCAUCAUAUGUAGUAGAAUUGAUUACUAAAAGAAAUGUAUUUAUUCUUAUUUAUUCUGAUUAUUCUACACAUAUAGAUGCUGCUGUUGUUACAUAUUAUGGCAUUUACAUUAUAAUAAUAGUUAUACGAAAAUUUAUUAAAUAGAAAUGGAAAAUGCAUUUACAAUAAUGAAAACUGUAACAUUUUAAUUGCGUUUUUCAAAAUGUUUAGAGCUUUUUAUAUGUAAAGUAUAGUGUUGUAAAUAGUAUUAAUUUUAGUUUUAGGAUACCUCCUUACUUAUCUUAUGUUAUUAACAAAUCUUUAAUGUAUGAUUAAGGUGUAAAUAUUUAUAAAAUAACUUAAUAUACAUUGUUAUUUUGUGAUAAGUGAUAAUUAAGUAAAUGUUUGGCACGAUCCACUCUAUUUGAGUGUAUAAAUCUACAUGUAGGAAUAUAUGUAGUAUUUGUUGUUGUUAAAUUGUUAUUGUUU
Messenger RNA from Achroia grisella, 4199 nucleotides. Its product is annotated as hybrid signal transduction histidine kinase A-like. The record is from RefSeq and is a predicted model, not a curated record. The transcript has 2 exons. Bases 111 to 3377 code for a protein of 1088 amino acids. NCBI's taxonomy places the organism in Eukaryota, Metazoa, Arthropoda, Insecta, Lepidoptera, Pyralidae.